AUGGGAGAACCACUAAUGAAAUGGGACAAAAGCCUGGCACGCUACGCAAGACGUUUUGCAGCUAAACGCGUUGCUGAUUGCCAGAUGAUCCAUUCUAAUGGUCCUUAUGGUGAGAACAUCUUCUGGGGUGCUCGCAAUAUCUUCUCACCUUCACAGGUGGUGGCUGAAUGGGUCAACGAAAAACAUUACUACAAUAGAACUGAUAACAUCUGCGCAGCCAACAAAAUUUGCGGACACUAUAAGCAGGUGGUGUGGAGAGACACUGUGCGGGUUGGUUGUUCCAUGGUUCAGUGCCUUGAUGGUGGCGCCUAUGCCAUUUGUUCCUAUAGCCCUCCCGGGAAUUAUAGGGGUGAGGACCCCUUUAUAAAGCAUGAAAACGACUAG
Messenger RNA from Telopea speciosissima, 384 nucleotides. Its product is annotated as pathogenesis-related protein 1A-like. NCBI's taxonomy places the organism in Eukaryota, Viridiplantae, Streptophyta, Magnoliopsida, Proteales, Proteaceae. The transcript has a single exon. The record is from RefSeq and is a predicted model, not a curated record. Bases 1 to 384 code for a protein of 127 amino acids.